Molecule: messenger RNA, 1853 nt
Organism: Leptonychotes weddellii (Weddell seal)
Lineage: Eukaryota; Metazoa; Chordata; Mammalia; Carnivora; Phocidae
Source: RefSeq, a predicted model, not a curated record
GGAGCUGCUGCUGCUGCGGCGGCUGCUUCCGCGGCGCCAAGGCCGAGGCGGAGGCCGGGGUGCGAGCUCGGCUGACGUGCCGGAUCCGCGCGGCUCGGCUGCAUUGGCCCCUGCGGCUGCCUGAGUGUCUCGGCUGGUCUGUGCACGGCCUCGGCGAGGAUGCGGCUUUUCCGGUGGCUGCUGAAGCAGCCGGUGCCUAAGCAGAUCGAACGCUACUCGCGUUUGUCGCCAUCGCCACUCUCCAUCAAGCAGUUCCUAGACUUCGGGAGAGCUAAUGCAUGUGAGAAAACUUCAUAUAUGUUUCUACAAAAGGAGCUUCCUGUAAGACUGGCCAACACAAUGAGAGAAGUUAAUCUUCUGCCGGAUAACUUGCUUAACCGCCCUUCGGUGGGGUUGGUUCAGAGUUGGUAUAUGCAGAGCUUUCUUGAACUUUUAGAAUAUGAGAAUAAGAGCCCUGAAGAUCCACAGGUCUUGGUUAACUUUCUGCAAGUUCUCAUGAAAGUCAGAAAUAGACACAACGAUGUGGUUCCUACAAUGGCACAAGGAGUGAUUGAAUACAAGGAGAAAUUUGGGUUUGAUCCAUUCGUUAGCAGUAACAUCCAGUAUUUUCUGGAUCGGUUCUAUACCAACCGCAUCUCUUUCCACAUGCUUAUUAACCAGCACACACUUCUGUUUGGUGGUGACACCAACCCUGCUCAUCAACACAUUGGAAGUAUUGAUCCCACCUGCAAUGUGGCUGAUGUCAUGCAAGAUGCCUAUGAAACCGCCAAGAUGCUGUGUGAACAGUAUUACCUGGUAGCUCCAGAGCUGGAAGUCGAAGAAUUCAAUGCCAAAGCUCCAGACAAACCUAUUCAGGUAGUUUAUGUGCCCUCACACCUGUUUCACAUGCUAUUUGAGUUGUUCAAGAACUCAAUGAGAGCGACAGUUGAACUAUAUGAAGACAGAAAAGAAGCCUACCCGUCUGUUAAAACCCUUGUUACUCUGGGUAAAGAAGACUUGUCCAUUAAGGUAAGUGACCUAGGUGGUGGUGUCCCACUUCGAAAAAUAGACCGUCUUUUUAACUACAUGUAUUCAACUGCUCCUAGACCUAGCCUGGAGCCUACAAGAGCCGCCCCUCUGGCUGGAUUUGGUUAUGGCUUGCCAAUUUCUCGUCUGUAUGCUAGAUAUUUCCAAGGAGAUCUAAAACUCUAUUCCAUGGAAGGAGUCGGUACUGAUGCUGUCAUUUAUUUAAAGGCACUUUCAGGUGAAUCAUUUGAGAGACUUCCGGUUUUUAAUAAGUCUGUGUGGCGUCAUUACAAGACCACACCCAAAGCUGAUGACUGGAGCAAUCCCAGCAGAGAACCUAGGGAUGCCUCAAAAUACAAGGCGGAACAGGACAAGGUCAAGACUAAUAGAACUUUCUAGAACACUGAAUGCUCAUGUCCUCUCUGAGAAGAAAGAUUGUCUUCCACAAGUCAACUGGAGAGAACUCCUUUCCUCCACCAACUCUGAGCAAGGCACCAUAGUACUCCAGUGCUUGAAUGUGUAAUUUCUCUAUAUGAGCUGGACCUUCUCCACAAAAACCUUCCUAUAGCUGCUCCAGAUCUUCACUAAAGUAGUAACCCGAGCAGUUUUUCCUAGUAUGUUGCUGUGGUUUGGUUGGCGCCUGUCGUAAAACGGCACAGAGCCUCGUUAGUGCUCUGGUGCCCUCAUACCUCCCUCCUCCUUGUCAUAGAGUCGAGUGUCUACAUUCUCCCCAGGAGUCUAAGCUCCUUCCUCAUUCCAGAUACAGCCAGUUUCUGCGGUUGCUCUUUGUGACCAAACACCAUGGUUUUCCAAACCACUGACUAAGGCGUGGGUGAUCUGGAAGUUGA